Molecule: messenger RNA, 2767 nt
Organism: Mustela lutreola (European mink)
Lineage: Eukaryota; Metazoa; Chordata; Mammalia; Carnivora; Mustelidae
Product: spermatogenesis-associated protein 21-like
Exons: 9
Coding region: 1991-2734 (247 amino acids)
Molecular function (GO): calcium ion binding
Source: RefSeq, a predicted model, not a curated record
AUGGACAAAAAUCACAAGUAGGCAGAGAAGCAGGCAGAAGAGAAAGGGGGACACAGGCUCCCUGCUGAGCAGAGAGCCCGAUGCAGGGCUCGAUCCCAGGACCCUGGGAUAAUGACCUGAGCCAAAAGCAGAGGCUUUAACCCACUGAGCCACCCAGGCACUCAUCUUUUCUUUUUUUCUUUUUUUUUUUUUUUAAAGGUUUUCUUUAUUUAUUUGACAGACAGAGAUCACAAGUAGGCAGAGAGGCAGAUGGGGGAGGCAUGGGAGCAGGUUCCCUGCUGAGCAGAGAGCCCAAUGCUGGGCUCAAUCCCAGAGCCCUGAGACCAUGAGCCGAAGACAGAGGCUUAACCCACUGAGGCCCCGAGGCUCCCCAAGUCUUCCGGUGUGUUAGGUCGUGAAGUGGGUCUUCCUCUUGGCCUGAAGUCAGGGACGUGUUGAGAUCAUCUUUGGAGAGGGCCUCUGGGGGCUGGGCUGGCCAGGUGAGGAGGCAAGUCUGAAAGGAAUUCUUCCCACUUCUGUCCACAGCAAGGGCCUGGUAUGGGGAAUGGACAGUGCCCAGGGCCUCAAAGGAGGGCAAGAGAGAAGCCAAAGGACGGCCCCUCCAGGGGCCACACAGCCUUGAGCUACAAGUAUCUCAAAAUGUAGGGGCGAGCCUGAAUGUAAUGGUGUACUUCCCGGUGCAACCCAGACACACUUACACACGUACACACCUACCCUCCGCUGACUCGCGCACCACGAGGGCACGCACAGACACACAUUCACUCACAAGACAGUUCCACACUGGCCGUGUGCACAAGCACACCUCAACACACUUGCCUGUGCGCCAGACACGUGUCCUAAACAUGCACACGCAUGCACAAGCCUUCCCACGCUGAGGGAGGACAGGCCAUGUGGGAGAGAGCUGGCAUCAAAGGGGGGAAGGGAAUUCAGAAUGGGGGGAGGGACACGGGUGUGAAAAGGGAAGAAGGGGAAGGGGGAGCCUCCCUUGGGCCCUGUCAGCCUCCGACCCACCAGCACUAAGGCUCCAGCUGAAAACCCAGCCUUGCUGAUCCUUAGAAGCCGGCCUGCCCAGGCCCUGGGAGGGUAGGAUUAGGAAGGGAUGAACAGCUGGGAAUGGGCCAGGGCCAAUGGGGUGGGGGGCCGCGUGGGGGGGCGGAGACUGGAAAGAGGAAGGAGGAGGAGCUACGGAGGUGAGUAUCUGGGGAGCGGCUGGGCUGUUGGAAGCAUCAUCUUGGAGUAUUUUGUGAACUGUGGUUUGUAAAUGUGCAUGGUUUGGAAGAGGAGACCCUUCCCCGCCAGGAGACCUGGGGUAAGGUGGGAGCGGGCCACAACCGGCUGUACCGCUCCUUCCCAUGCCCUCACUUCCAGACUCUAAGGCCUGCUUCUCCCUGGGCCUCUGCCAGCCUGGGUUAGCACCUGGAGUGCAGUCGCCAAUUCAGAUGCCUUAAGGGAAGCAGAAACUCAAGUGUAAGGCAGCAGGUCCCCACCCCCUGCCAGAAGAAUCAGGCCUGUGGCGAGGGACAGAGUGCCCCGCUGCCAACAGCUGCUAAAACAAACCUAGGGGCUGCGGGCCCGGGACACUGAACCAGCCUCGAGUCUGCAACUCUGCCUUUCAGGCAGCCGAAGGCAGAAGACCAAGAGAUCCCCUACAUUGGCACAGGGAACGUACAGGUCCCCACGGCAGCCUCGAAGACUGCCCACACAGGACCCAGGAGGGGAGCAGGGCUGCAGGACACAGAAGGGGAGGCCUCAGCAGCCCGCUCCCCCGCUGAGCCCAAGGGAGCCAGUAUCCAUCAAAGGCAUAGGGGCCCAGCAGUCCUCCCAAAGACCCAGGCAGUUCAAGCGCCUUGCAGCUGCCAGCUUGGUGCGGUCAGGCUCUGGGUCUCAGCGCUCUGCAGAGGAGAGCCUGCUGCCCCUGACAGCCCGGCUACUGGCAGCGUUCCAGGAGAUCUUCAAACUGUUCAGCUCCGGCCCGACAGGCUCUGUGGAUAUGCGCAGCAUGAAAGCCACCCUGCGCGAUGUGGGCAUCCAGCUGAGCCCACAGGAGAUGUGCAAGGCCCUGCAGCAGGCAGACUUGGAUGGUGAUGGAACCGUAAGCUUCAAAGACUUUCUGGGUGUCCUCACUGACAGCUACCGCCUGGCUCAGUGCUUGGGCCAGGUGAGGAACCCCUGGGACCCCCAGGGCCUGCAAACCCUGUUCUUAGAGAUGCUGUUCAAGCUGAUGAACCAGGGCUUCCUGCCUCACAGGGUGGUGCAGGAAGUGAUGAGCUACUACACCAAGAAGCAGCGGGCUCUGCAGCUGAACCCCGGCUGGAAGGGCCGGUCCCGAGGGCGCAGCAGCGCUGGGCGCCCUCACAUGGGCCUCACCUUCUUCUGCCAGGCCGCGCGUCUCAGUGGCCUCUCCAGCACCGAGCUGGAGCGCUCCCUGCACAGACUGCACAAAGCGGGUGUGCACAGCCCCUACUCUCAGAUACCUAACUUGGCCGUGUGGACACCCCCGGAAGACAGGAUGUGGCACCGAGCCCCACGCCCCAAAGUCCGACUUCCCAAGUCCUGCCACUCCAGCCGCCACAAGCUCGUGCCCACCCAGAGAUCGCUCAGCCCAGAGUUCAUGGGCCAGCCACUAGACUAUCUGCGAACCUCGAAGAUGACUCCCUCCCCCCCAACUCUAGUGCAGAAGCAGCCCUACUCCCCUUCGCCAGCCUGUUUGCAGAAACCUGCUAUGAAAAAGUAAAGCAUUUGCGGAGCAGAACAGCCUGCGUGUGGU